AUGGAACACCGUCCUUCUACGUCGGGAGCUAGUUUUAGAGAGGAGAUUUUAUCGAGGCUUGAAGCAAGAAACAGUGCAAUUCGACCAUGGGCAUCAAUCUUCAAAAAUUACAGUCUCAUGUCGGAUGACCUGACGAGAUUGAGAAGACGAUUUGGUCAUCGUGAAAGAGUGGAUGGCGUAGAUUUUUCUGGAGUGGAAACGUCAGCCUUGGAAUUGAAACAAUUGCGGGAAGAGCUUGCAGAAGUCUAUAAACAGAAAAGUCGUAACGACCAGUCACUUAUCGAAGCUAACAGGAGAUUGGAUGAGCAUGAUGCAAUUCUCAACGCCGUAACAAAGGAUUACUAUCUCGGCUGGAGCUCGAUCUCAUUGGUAACGCAAAAGAAUGUGUAUUACAUCGAGAUUUUGCUCCUCAGCGACUCAGAUUGUCGAGUGCGAAACCUGUGGGCUGAAGAUCAACGACAGCACGGAAGAGACAGCUUGGCAUUGGAAAACAAGAAAUUAUACGCACGAAUCAGUGAAUUGGAAUGUAGCCUCAAGAAAUCUACAGAUGACAGGCAAUCUCUCUUCGACGAAUGGAUUGCUCUAUCAGCCCUGCUUGAGACGAAAACUAACGAACUAAUGCAACUACAGCAGGAACGGCUAGUGCUCAUCAAUAAAAUUCGGGAUCUUAACGAGCAACAUGCGAACCUAUUCAACACUGAAGUGGACCAACAGCAAGAACGACGGCAACGCAAAAUACGCGAAGAAAUUGCAAAGGCUUGCGAGGAUACUUCUAAAGACGAGAAAGUAGCUGCAGCUUUGCAACUAUCUCAUCUGACAACAAGCGAUAUCGCAUUAGGUGAUGCUGUUCCUCACGAAGUUUUGUUCAAAGCUGAAGUGAAUGACGGUGAAGUCUACGAUGUUCUAUGGCUUUCAAUUGAUAUGUAUGCCAGCGGCGGAAGUGAUAAAAGGGUGCGAUUGUGGAAGGUGGAUCAAAGAAUGAGACCGUCAAAAAUGAGCACUCUUGUUGGCUGCAAUAAUGCAGUAACCCGUCUUGAUUUUGAUCCCGAAUCGCGUCUUCUUCUUGGUGCUAGUAAUGAUCAUGGUGUUAGAUUGUGGAAUGUGGAUAAUCAACGACUUAUGUGUUCAUUCAUGGGCCAUGCGGACAAAGUAUCGUCGGCUCGAUUUUUGUCUUCACUUCAAGUUGUUUCUGGUUCUAAUGAUCGCCUUAUCAAGUUAUGGGAUGUGAGGAGCCAACGAUGUUUACGAUCCGUCUUUCCUGGGUCUACAAUUCUCGAUCUGGUUGGUAUUGAUAGAGCAUCUGCCUCAUUUAUUUCAGGUCAUUUCGACAGGAAGUUACGAUUUUGGGAUUCGAGAUCUCAAGAACCUAUUCAUGUUAUAGAGAUGGCGGGAAAAGUGACUUCUUUGGAUGUGUCGUCAGACGGCAUGUACGUUCUCUGUUCCACCAGAGAUGAUACCCUGUCGCUGAUGGAUGUUCGAAAAUAUCAAACAGUACACAUAUAUAGCGCGGAGCAGUAUCGUACCUCAAGUGACCUGUCACGUUGUGUUCUUUCGCCAGGAAUGGAAUAUUGCGCUGCUGGAGCAUCAGACGGUAGCGUAUUUGUAUGGAACAUUCAGUCAACAAAACUUGAAAAAGUUCUGCAUAAAGGAGGACAUGAGCAUUCGGUGCUGUCAGUAAGUUGGAAUCCCUCUGGUGUUGGACUUCUUAGUUGCGACAGGCAAAAAAUGGUUUGCUUGUGGAAGUGA
Necator americanus (New World hookworm) is the source of this 1746-nucleotide messenger RNA. RefSeq lists its product as uncharacterized. Gene Ontology annotation, cellular component: autophagosome membrane. Lineage: Eukaryota; Metazoa; Nematoda; Chromadorea; Rhabditida; Ancylostomatidae. The transcript is spliced from 17 exons. The coding region runs from base 1 to 1746 and encodes 581 amino acids. Gene Ontology annotation, molecular function: protein binding. Gene Ontology annotation, biological process: autophagosome assembly. The record is from RefSeq and is a predicted model, not a curated record.